AUGUCCGCAAAAAGACAGAGCUCGCUGUUCUCUUUCUUCACACCGAAAUCAGGAGCUGUCACGCCGUGCUCGACGCCCAAAUCUUCUAAAAUCAAAGAAUCUGUGAAAAGAGAAUCAAGAGACGAUAGCGACAUUGAAGAGGAAUCUCGAACAUUAAAACGUGUGAAUAAUGAAGGUGAUUCCUCUCCAGUUCUCCCAAACAAAAGACCCGCUAAAAGAAGAAGAGUAAUUCUCUCAUCUGACGAUGAAGAGGACAACGAAGACGAAAACCUCUUAACUAUACGGACACCAUCUCCAGCUCAGGACAAGAUCCUGACGUCCACACCUAUGGCUGCUGAAUUAUCAACUCCAAAGAGUGUUCGUCCAUUACGACCUCUUAAAGAAUGUUCAACUCCAUUGUCAACGGCUCAAGCCGAGUCCUUCAUUGACUCAUUCCGCGUCUGUGAAGACGAUUUGAAUGUUUCGGCAGCCUCAGUCGACACCUUGGACCGUACGAUAUAUCGGGUUGAAUCAAGCAGCCAUAAGUCAAUUAAAGAAGAUGAGUUAGCUAUGGUGGAAGAAGCAAAAUUCCCUCAUGAAACUUUCUCCUUUUUGAAGCCCGAGAAUAUUCGAGAUGCGCAAGGUCGCCGUCCAGGCGAUGAUGAUUACGAUCCCACUACCUUAUUCGUACCUGCAGACUUCUUAAAAGAUCAGUCACCCGGUACUCUCUUGAUCUUUGAUUAUCCGUUCCAGUCUAGUAAGAACUUCGACACCAUCUUAUUGUUCAAAGUCGGAAAAUUCUACGAAACAUACCAUAUGGAUGCCAUCAUUGCUGUGGAAUGUCUGGGGCUCACCUUUAUGAGGGGUGGCCAUGCUCAUGCUGGUUUCCCGGAAGCAGCUUACGGCAAGUUUGCUGACCAAUUAGUCUCGCGCGGUUACAAAGUUGCACGCAUAGAGCAGACUGAAACGCCACAACAGUUGGAAGAGCGAAACCGCGCUAUAAGAGGUGGAAAGGAGAAAGUGGUUCGAAGAGAAGUGUGUCGCGUCACUACAAGUGGAACUCGAACGUAUUCGGUGCUGGAUGGAUGCAACCUGUAUGGAGGAGAAACCGAUAACGGAGAAAUCCAGUCCAAAUUUUUGCUUAGCAUUAAAGAAUUGGUACUUUUCGAAAGAGGGCACCUCUCCACGCAAUGCAAAACGGUUUUGAAUGGUAUGCUCGGUACGGUACAGAAGGAAGGACUCACGCCAAAAAAGCAAUUUUUAGGUGCGGAGGAGACACUGAAAUUAGUGAGUUCUAACUAUUAUGGAUUCAAAUAAUG
Molecule: messenger RNA, 1298 nt
Organism: Strongylus vulgaris
Lineage: Eukaryota; Metazoa; Nematoda; Chromadorea; Rhabditida; Strongylidae
Source: the annotation of a GenBank genome assembly